AUGUCGUCCAUCGACCGCAGUCUGCAUCGUCAUAAGUUCCCACGCUUCCAAUGGAACUUCACCUCAUACUCGACACCUGCUCACGGUCCUGACGCCGCGGUCAGUGGUGCGGCUUGGGAAGCGCUUAGGGUUGACUACGAAGGCGUCAUAGUCCCAGAUCGCUAUGCCGCCGACUUCGAUAUCGUUCCCGGGUUUCACCUCCGCGUCACGCCCGAUGGCACAGUCGACGGCCCUCCCUUGAGCGGUUAUCCAUCCAUGCCACUCGCGCUACACCACCUCCACUGUCUGAACCUCCUCCGCCAAGGGCUCUCCUUCAACGUCGACUACUACCGUCAGACCAAACAUCCAUCUUGGACCGAAGACCAAACCGACGAACAUAUCGAGAUCCACGUAGCACACUGUCUCGACUUCCCGCGAGAGCUAUACAUGUGCCACGCCGACUCAUAG
This is a messenger RNA of Fulvia fulva, 447 nucleotides long. RefSeq lists its product as uncharacterized. Gene Ontology annotation, biological process: mycotoxin biosynthetic process. The transcript has 3 exons. Lineage: Eukaryota; Fungi; Ascomycota; Dothideomycetes; Mycosphaerellales; Mycosphaerellaceae. The coding region runs from base 1 to 447 and encodes 148 amino acids. The record is from RefSeq and is a predicted model, not a curated record.